This is a messenger RNA of Myodes glareolus (Bank vole), 2992 nucleotides long. RefSeq names its product alpha-1,3-mannosyl-glycoprotein 2-beta-N-acetylglucosaminyltransferase (gene Mgat1). Gene Ontology annotation, molecular function: alpha-1,3-mannosylglycoprotein 2-beta-N-acetylglucosaminyltransferase activity. NCBI's taxonomy places the organism in Eukaryota, Metazoa, Chordata, Mammalia, Rodentia, Cricetidae. Gene Ontology annotation, cellular component: Golgi apparatus. Gene Ontology annotation, biological process: protein N-linked glycosylation. The record is from RefSeq and is a predicted model, not a curated record.
CACAGGGGGUCGAGGGGGUGGGGCCUGCUGGCGGCUGGGACCCGGCCCCGGCCUGGAGCUGGAGCUGGGAGGGCCAAGGCUCCCAGCCGGGAUCGGAUGGGCGGGGUCCAGGUUCCCAGAGAAAGCCACCUGGGCCAUGUCGAUGUUAAAGCCUGUUUCUUCUUCUGAGCCCCAGCAGAACACAAGUGGACCAGUGGAUGAUUUCUCUUACCUGAGCAAGAGAUGGCAUAAUACCUGGAAUCUGCCUACCACGAGCCUCUGAGCUUUAGAAGCCAGCUGGAUGAAGGGAUGCCAUAACCGCCUGGGAGGGACACGGAAAUCAGCAGUGGGGGGGGAGGGGCCUGGACACACCCCUUCCCCCCCAGACUCCUCCCGGUCAGGGUCCACCCGGCCAUGGACUUUGGACCUGGAUAAGUGGAGAGAAGCUGUACUUUGGCUGAUCUGAUUCAGUUUUGAAAAUGGAGUUUUAAGUGGGGGGCUUGAUGAUCUCCAGGGGAGCAACUGAGAGAAGAAAAGAAAGGUUCAUGGCUUCUUCCUAAUCUCAGCGCAGAAGAAUCAACCCUUAGAUUGGGGAAGUGAGCCAGGCAAGCCAAAGGCAGCCUUGAGCCCUCCCCUUGCCUGCCCUCCCCUGUGGGGGCCAGGAUGCUGAAGAAGCAGUCUGCAGGGCUUGUGCUUUGGGGUGCUAUUAUCUUUGUGGGCUGGAAUGCCCUACUGCUCCUCUUCUUCUGGACACGCCCAGCACCUGGCAGGCUACCCUCAGACAGUGCUCUUGAUGACGACCCUGCCAGCCUCUCCCGUGAGGUGAUCCGCCUGGCUGAGGAUGCUGAGGUAGAGUUGGAGCGGCAGCGGGGACUGUUGCAGCAAAUCAGGGAUCAUCAUGCUUUGUGGAACCUGAGGUGGAAAGUGCCCACUGUGGCCCCUCCAGCCUGGCCCCGUGUGCCUGUGACCCCCUCACCAGCUGUGAUCCCCAUCCUGGUCAUUGCCUGUGACCGCAGCACUGUCCGGCGCUGCCUGGAUAAGCUGUUACACUAUCGGCCUUCAGCUGAGCGUUUCCCCAUCAUUGUCAGCCAGGACUGUGGGCACGAGGAGACAGCACAGGUUAUUGCUUCCUAUGGCAGUGCUAUCACACACAUCCGUCAGCCAGACCUGAGUAACAUUGCUGUACAGCCAGACCACCGCAAGUUCCAGGGUUACUACAAGAUCGCCAGGCACUACCGCUGGGCACUGGGUCAGAUCUUCAACAAGUUCAAGUUCCCAGCAGUUGUAGUCGUGGAGGAUGAUCUGGAGGUGGCACCAGACUUCUUUGAGUACUUCCAGGCCACCUAUCCACUGCUGAGAACAGACCCCUCCCUUUGGUGUGUGUCUGCUUGGAAUGACAACGGCAAAGAGCAGAUGGUAGACUCAAGCAAACCUGAGCUGCUCUAUCGAACAGACUUUUUUCCUGGCCUAGGCUGGCUGCUGUUGGCUGAGUUGUGGGCAGAGCUGGAACCCAAGUGGCCCAAGGCCUUCUGGGACGACUGGAUGCGCAGACCUGAGCAACGGAAGGGGCGGGCCUGUAUUCGGCCAGAAAUUUCAAGAACGAUGACCUUUGGCCGCAAGGGUGUGAGCCAUGGGCAGUUCUUUGACCAGCAUCUUAAGUUCAUCAAGCUGAACCAGCAGUUCGUGCCCUUCACCCAGCUGGACUUGUCAUACCUGCAGCAGGAGGCCUAUGACCGGGAUUUCCUUGCCCGUGUCUAUGGUGCCCCCCAGCUGCAGGUGGAGAAAGUGAGGACCAAUGAUCAGAAGGAACUGGGGGAGGUGCGGGUACAGUACACUAGCAGAGACAGCUUCAAGGCCUUUGCUAAGGCCCUGGGUGUCAUGGAUGACCUCAAGUCCGGUGUCCCCAGGGCUGGCUAUCGGGGCAUUGUCACUUUCCAGUUCCGGGGCCGGCGUGUCCAUCUGGCACCCCCACAGACCUGGGGUGGCUAUGAUCCUAGCUGGAAUUAGCACCUGCCUUUCCCCGCUGGGUCUCCUUGGCAUACCAUGAGCUGAGACAGGCCUGCAGUCCCUGGGCUAUACCAUCCUGUCAGUGUUUCCCUCUUGGGUCUAUAAUCUUUCUAUUUCUGUGCCCCCCCCCCCCCAGUGGCAUUCUAGUGCAAAAACCAUGAUGAGGGUUAUACUCCUGUUAUCAGGAGAACUAUUGUGUGGUGUAUUUGGUGAUACAGAAACCACUGUGUGGUAUGGGGAGGCUUGGGCUUGUUGGGGCUAGGGCGUUCUCUCGAAGGGCAUCUGCAGAGAGCUUGGCAGCUCUAGCUCUCUUGACCAGGCCUAUUGACCCUGACCUGACUUCUGUCAGAACAUGAACCCACCUUAUAUACCUAUUCCCCCUUUCUUCACCUUUCCCCAGUGUGGGGCUAGGUUAUGGAAGAAGGAAUGGGUUUGUGGCCAAAUGAGACUAACCAAAGGGGCUUCACUCUCAGGGUCAGAUUGGCAUUGUUGGGGUGCCAGGGCCGCUGCCUCCUGGCCUCUCUUCCUGCUGACUCUCUGGUGUUCUUCUCCUGCAGCACAGCAGCUUGUGGUUGGGAGAUGGGAGGUGGAAAGGGAGCGAUUUCUGUGCUAGGGCCAGCUGUUGGGGGAGCCUGUACUUGGGCACCCCUGCUUUCUGGAAGUCAGUCCCCUCUGUGUCCGUUAGGAGGAGUUGGUGCCAGCCUGGUGGGAGACAGUGGACUGACUUCUGUGCCUCUUUCCCCCUGGGGUUUGGUGUAGAGGCUCCUCCCUGGGGGCUGGCUCCUGGUGGCCAUCUCAGAGCAAAGUAUCCCAGGACAUCUCUGGCCCCAAACCAGCUUCUGUCCUGCCUUCCUAAGCAUUCCCACAUCUCCCCCCGCCAAGCUGCAGGUAGCAGGUUGGAGAGAAAUUUGUGUGUUUUUGUUUGUUGCCUGACCUUAGUUUCAUGGAAGAAAAUGAAAUCUACAGAAUUAUUUUCAAAAAUAAAGUAAAGGCUGAAUUGUCUGAA